Molecule: messenger RNA, 928 nt
Organism: Mizuhopecten yessoensis (Yesso scallop)
Lineage: Eukaryota; Metazoa; Mollusca; Bivalvia; Pectinida; Pectinidae
Exons: 3
Coding region: 163-855 (230 amino acids)
Source: RefSeq, a predicted model, not a curated record
GCAACUGAAUAUUAGGUUUUCUAUGGACUGGUAACAGACAUUGCAUGGAUUACCGGAAAGUCUGAAACACGUGCAUUUAGCCGAUACUCGCCAUCAUCAGGUUGGGCACAACGGCGCAAAUGGAUAUGUAGUGAUUGGUGAUACAGAAAUACUUGUACAACAAUGGGGAUAGAGGAGGGAUAUGUAAGAAGGUACAAAAAAGGGGACGCUAUCCCAGAUGGGGCAAUCUUCUUGGAGAAAGAUGAAAUUUCCAAAAUCCAGAAGAAAAGGCUGGAAUUACUAAAGAAGGAAAAAAAAAGUUCUGUGCUACCGUUAAUCUACGCCCCAGCUGUAAUGGCCACCGCAACCUCAACUGGUGGCUUAUACUUUGCUCAUCACUUUAGACAAGUAUUCAAACUAGGUACUUCAGGAAAAGCGGGUUUAGGAUUAUUUUUUACCAGUUUGGUGCUACCAAGUGGCCUGAUAUUUGGACUUUACUCAAAAAUGAUUGUACCAUCUGUGAUUAAGGGAGAGGUGGAUUGCCGAAUUUGUUUCGAAACAAAACUUGGACUUCUUCAGCUAGUCCUGGGUGUUGCAUACCCUAUAUCCCUCAGCUGGUUGUUUUCUGCAAUGGAAGCCCGGGCACUAUUCACCUAUCCUGUCCCGUAUUAUGGAUCAAAAAGACCAGAAUUCAUGACCUUUUUUCGAGAAACAGUACCAAAGGCAACCCCAAUGAGUAUGGUUGUGAUAGGGAGUAUGUCAAUAGCUAUGGCGGUAGGAAGUCAAAUGCAAUCUUGUUAUGAAGAAACAUUUCUAAAUGAAUGUGAUUCAAUGCUUGUACAAAAGCGAGAUUUUUAUGGGAGGAGUGAUCAAUAAACUGUUUUAUGCAAUUCUUGAUAUAGACAGACUAGUAUGUAUUUGUGUGAAUAAAUUAUGUUUGUGACAUUGA